Messenger RNA from Penicillium odoratum, 714 nucleotides. RefSeq names its product putative isochorismatase family hydrolase. Bases 1 to 714 code for a protein of 237 amino acids. Lineage: Eukaryota; Fungi; Ascomycota; Eurotiomycetes; Eurotiales; Aspergillaceae. The record is from RefSeq and is a predicted model, not a curated record. The transcript has 3 exons.
AUGUAUUUGUCCACCAUCAUUAAGGCAGCCCUGGUGCUCGCAGCAUCUGUACCCGCGCAAGCGUGGAACAGACUUGACAAGAACAACGCUGCCCUCCUCAUUAUCGACCAUCAAGUCGGCCUGGCUCAAGUUGUCCGUGACUAUAAUACGAAUGACUUCCGCAACAACAUCCUUGGCCACGCUGCCCUCGGGAAUGUCUUCAGCCUGCCAACGGUGCUGACCAGUUCUUCGGACCAAGGCCCAAACGGCCUGAUGCUAAAGGAGAUUACCGAGAUGCACCCGAACGCGACCUUUGUGCGUCGCCAGGGUGAGGUCAAUGCCUGGGACAACGCCGAGUUUCGCGCUGCCGUGAAGGCCACGGGGAAGAAGCAGUUGAUUAUUGCUGGUAUCGUGACUGAGGUCUGCACCUCUUUCCUGGCGCUGUCGCUGGUAGAUGCUGGGUAUGAGGUUUUCGCCAACACCGAUGCCAGUGGCACAUUUGAUCCCCGCCUCGCCGAAGAUGCCAAUCGUCGCAUGGAGAAGGCCGGCGUUACCCUUAUGGGAUUGUUUGGUGUAGUUUGUGACCUUAUGCGUGAUUGGAGAAGCACCCCCGGCCUGAAUGAGGUGCUUCCGUUCCUUGAUAAGUAUCAAUUUGCUUAUGGCCUGGUUGCGCGCCACCAUGCUGGGUCCAUCCAAAAUGGAACUCUGUAUCCAGUUGAGCAGACUUUGAUUUGA